Molecule: messenger RNA, 1008 nt
Organism: Cavenderia fasciculata
Lineage: Eukaryota; Evosea; Eumycetozoa; Acytosteliales; Cavenderiaceae
Exons: 2
Coding region: 1-1008 (335 amino acids)
Source: RefSeq, a predicted model, not a curated record
AUGAAAAGGGUUAUAACAAAUACAAUAUUCUCAUCCUCUUCACCUUCUUUGGUUGCAAGAAGAUUGAGAUGUACUACUAGUAAACAAUCAACAAUACUGCCGAUAACAACAAAGUGUAUUACUACAAUCAAUAAUAAUAAUAAUAAUAAUAAUAUAUAUAAAUAUCAACAAAAACAUGCAAAUCUAAACUACUAUUCAUUCUAUUCUACUUCAUCUGUAAAUAAUAAUAAUAAUAAGAAAAAUGAAGAAGAAAAAGAGGAUAAAGAAGAGGAUAAAGAAGAGGAUAAGGAUAAAGAAGAAGAGGAAGAAAAAGAAGAAGAGAAAAAUGAAGAAGAGGAAUGUCAUGAAAUCAAUUUGGUACUUAGAAACGUACCAAGAGAACAUAGAACCACUCUAGACCCCAAUCCAAAUGUAUACCUUGUACGUGAGGCUGGUUCAACACCCAAUGUCAUAAGACCAUUUGAAUCGAUAGCCAAACAAUUUGGUUUCAAAGAUCCAUUCACUUUCUUGCAGUCUACUAGAAGUAUUCCUUCCUUUGUAUUCAAAGUUUUGCCAUAUAUCUAUACAUUCUCAUUUCCCAAAUGGAUUAAUCAAUCUGAUUUUCUUUCGAAUUCAGUGAUUGGCUUAUUGACAAGUUUUGAAGCAGCAUUUGAAAAUGAUUUCGAUAGAAUGAAAGAAAUGACUACACCGGCUGGAUUGGGACAGUUAUGUUUUGUUCGAGAUGUCUUUGAAACUUGGUGUUGGGUAGAUUAUCAGAUUGACUUUAAAACUGCCGAUAUUGUCUAUUACGAUUGUACAGUUGAAGCUGGUUUGAUCAUUGUCAAUGUAACCUAUAGAUUAAAUGCAGACUUUACUGCAUAUGGAUCUGAAAAGGAUGGUUCAGAGACAUCAGUUUCCAACAAUGGAUACAUUGUCAAUGCAUCAUGGGUUUCGGAAUUGCCAAAAUCAGAAAAUGAAGAGGAUUUGGAUUGGAAAUUGGAUAUCGUCAUUUCAAGCUUUUUCCGUUAA